Messenger RNA from Polypterus senegalus (gray bichir), 2263 nucleotides. Its product is annotated as UAP56-interacting factor. NCBI's taxonomy places the organism in Eukaryota, Metazoa, Chordata, Cladistia, Polypteriformes, Polypteridae. Gene Ontology annotation, biological process: mRNA export from nucleus. Bases 263 to 1213 code for a protein of 316 amino acids. The record is from RefSeq and is a predicted model, not a curated record. Gene Ontology annotation, molecular function: mRNA binding. The transcript has 9 exons.
CUCACAAAAGAUACAGAUGAACUUGAAAGUGCCGAUGUAGCUCGCGGUGUGUGAUUUAGUGAAAUCUGCAGCAAAGCUGUGUCAAGUGUACAGAGUCUAUUUUUGUCCGCUUGCACUGGCCCGUCUAUAAUGACUUCAUUCUGUCGCGGAUCCACAUGCGCAGUCCUGCGCUUUAUUAGACGCCGAUCACAGCCACAAGACAAGUUCGCUUUCCAGCAGGAAAACUUCUAAAAACUGCAGUCCAGAGAUAAAGAGCACGAGAAUGGGAGACGCUGAGUUGGAUGCUGGUACAAUGGAAGUAGAUGAAGAUUCUCAGAAGAUCGAUAUGUCAUUGGAUGAUAUUAUCAAACUGGGCGAUGCAGAACAAACAUUCUUACAAUCCUCUCCCAAUGAAAAUCUGCAGCAGCAUGGAAACAGAAGACUUCGAAAAAGAAAAACUUUUGGGAAAAAUCAGUUUAAUGCAAGAAAAGGGUUGCCACAAAUUCCACAAGAACCCUAUAGGCUACGCUCAAGGAAUGAGAUGCAGCAAAAAUUCAACAGAAGACCACCCUACAACCUCAGGAGAAGUGGCCCUGGAAUAAACUCACCAUUACCUUCUACAAGCAUGAGUCCCAUAAAUCGUAUCCCAUUAAGGGGAAAGAGCAACCUUGCCGGGAUUUCUGGAGGGGUUAAUACCCAAGGGAAACAGUUACAAUUUCUGAAAGCACAGCCACGGUUAAGAAGAAAAUUCUGGCAACCCAAUGCUGGACCUCAGCAAACACUAAGGAGAUUUCCCCAACAAAACAGAGCCCUGAGACUGCAACAAUUACAGCAGAGACAGAAGAACCAACGACAGAACCAUGUGAACCUUAACCGGGGAUUCAAUAUCCAGCAAGUGGAUGGCACCUUCACUGAGAAAAGAAAUAAAAUGAGAAGAUGGAGACAGCCUCCCACCUCUGGCUCUGUCCUCACAGUGUCUGUCCCAAACCCAAAGGCAACUAAGGACACAAUGGCUUCAAGAUUAAGAUUUAAACAGUCAUCAGUUCCAUCAGACAGACAAACUGAAGCUGCAGAUGAAGCACAUCCUCAACCCAAAGGAAUUCCUUUGCGGUUUAACUUUAAAGCAGUAGCCAAUCAGACUGCCAUCACUUUGAAUGAACGUUUCUCUAGCCUACAGAUUAAAGGAGGUUCAGUCAUGCCCAGAAGAGGACGACGGACUGUAACACUUCAGUGAAACAUCUUCAUGAAAAUUACAUGCUUGGUACAUGGAUAGUAGCAGUUGGAUGGAAUUAUUGGAGAAGAAUGUUAUCGUCAAUUAUAUUUAUUGUGACUGGAAUUUUUUCCUAAUAGAACAAAAAUAUUUUCUUUUUGUGUACUUAGUUGAACAAUCAUUAUUUCAUUAUAGCAUCUUUCAUACAGAAUGCCAUUCAUAAUUUUUGAUAAUACGUAGGCAGCCUCAGUGGCAAAGUGGUUGUCACUCUGCUUGAAUACGUUUGCCAUGUCUUCUCUGUACUUGUGUUUUUUUUUCUGUAGGUACUCAGGUUUCCUCCUACGUCUCAGAAAGUGUAUAUUAAUUUAAGCCUCUGGGCAAGUCAUCCCGAAAAGUCCAAGCAACUAAGCCACACGGCAUGCCUGAAUUAGAUGUAGGAGACAUCCAGACAUAUCACUUAAAGGACAUCCAAUCAAAACUAAACCUGAGCAGGCAUUUAUAGAACUUAACUGUCCAAUCACAUACAUCCAUUGGUUUCUUAGACAGCAUAAACGGUUUCUUAAACGGUUUAAUUCUACACUGGGUUAUUUCCCACAAUUAAAUAAAUGUUUCACUUCUAAGUGUAAUGUUAGAUAACAUUUUAUUUUAAUAUUUAUCAGAGUAUUCUCAUAAAUACUUUGUAGGUGAUAAUGUUAAGAUUUUUUAUCCCCAUUGGAUCGAUCAAUCCUAAAGCUUAAGGUUUUUACUAUGUAUUUUUUUCCCCUUACAGUAUUACAUUUUGCACUUCAUUAUACAUAUUUUACUUUAACAGUUAUCUUUUUAAGUUUGUGAAAAACAUUGUAACUGUGAAAUUGACAGUGUCUUUAAAUACACCAUCUCAGUCUUGUGUAGCACUACUGUAUAAUUAAGCAGAGUGAAUGAUUUAAACAGAAGAAGUGGACAGUUGAUAUUUUUUGAAUGCAAAUGAACUCUAAUUUUGUGUACUUAUAGUGAAUUCAAGUUUUGAAUGUUAAACUAUUAAAUAAACUAUUCUAUGGACAUCAUAUUUUUAAAUAAAAUAUAUGUUGUAUGAGU